Messenger RNA from Salvelinus fontinalis (brook trout), 1338 nucleotides. RefSeq names its product ADP-ribosylation factor-like 4aa (gene arl4aa). The transcript has a single exon. Gene Ontology annotation, molecular function: GTP binding; GTPase activity. Bases 1 to 603 code for a protein of 200 amino acids. Gene Ontology annotation, cellular component: cytoplasm. Gene Ontology annotation, biological process: vesicle-mediated transport; intracellular protein transport. Lineage: Eukaryota; Metazoa; Chordata; Actinopteri; Salmoniformes; Salmonidae. The record is from RefSeq and is a predicted model, not a curated record.
AUGGGGAAUAGAUUAUCAGAACAACAGACCUUCCUCUCAAGAAUCCCCUUUUUUCAGUCAUUCCAUAUCGCCAUUUUGGGACUGGACUCUGCAGGUAAAACAACUGUCCUGUACAGGUUGCAGUUCAAUGAGUUUGUCAACACAGUGCCCACCAAAGGCUUCAAUGCAGAAAAGGUCAAUGUGUCUUUGGGUGGCCACAGGACGGUGACCUUCCAUUUCUGGGACGUGGGUGGACAAGAGAAGUUGCGUCCAUUGUGGAAGUCAUACACACGCUGUACCGAUGGAAUUGUAUUCGUGGUGGACUCUGUAGAUGCCGAACGCAUGGAGGAAGCUAAAACGGAGCUCCAUAAGAUCGCCAAGACCGGAGACAACCAGGGAGUGCCACUGCUGGUGGUGGCUAACAAGCAAGACCUGAGGCACUCUCUGAGCCUGGCGGAGAUUGAAAAGGCGCUAGCAUUGAAGGAACUGGGCCCUGGCACGCCUUGGCACCUGCAGCCCACUUGUGCCAUCAUAGGAGACGGACUGAAAGAUGGCAUGGAGAGACUCCAUGAUAUGAUCCUUAAACGGAGAAAGAUGCUCCGCCAACAGACGAGAAAGAGAUGAUCAAGGAGUGAACUGAAUCUCUUGUUUUAAAUGAAGGACAAAAGGAGGUGUUCUCGCACCUGGGUGGAUAUAGGAAUUCUCCCAUAGGCUCGGCACACUGAGUUUUAUCAGUCAAUGUUAAACUGUAGGUUCUCGUGUCUCAGACAGCAGUCUCUUGCUUCAUCUUCAGUAUUUGUUGUUUUUUAGUGGUUGAGAAAGCACUGUGAAGGUAAAGGAUUUGGUGUUUAUGAUUUUAUAUAGGAAUUUGUAAGUUGUUGUUACAAAGAAUGGUUUUGAUCCUUGGUAUUAGACCAUUAGUAAUGGCUACUUCAAAAAUGACAAGUUUGACGAAGAACAGAAAAUAAGUCACUUUUCUCUACAAAGGUUAGUGGGAGGACAACAAACGUGGUCUUCCUCAAAGGGAACUUUUGAACCUUGUAAAGAGUGCCUAAGCUACUUUUAAAUGUUGUACCUUUUUGUAUAUUUUUUUACAUGUUUCUUUCCUUCUCAAAAGGAAGUUACAGUCUUGUGCUUUUUGUCUGUCUAGUGUACCUCUACUGUCUGUUUGUUAAUGCACUUUAGAUGACCUUUUUUGAUGAUGGAGUUUACAGCCUUGAGGUUUCCCAAUAGAGCUUAUUACACAAAGAGUUUAGUUGCUUCAAAAGAAGUAAACUGUACUGGAUCCCUAUUGGCCACAUGGACAAUAGAUGGGAUAUGUUUCAUGUUUUCAUCUAUAAUAAAAACCUCUUUGCCGCA